Messenger RNA from Racocetra persica, 165 nucleotides. NCBI's taxonomy places the organism in Eukaryota, Fungi, Glomeromycota, Glomeromycetes, Diversisporales, Gigasporaceae. The record is from the annotation of a GenBank genome assembly.
AAAAUGAAUGGACGAUUUUUUGCCGGACGCAGAAUUGAGGCACAAAUAUUCGAUGGUAAACAAAAAUAUCAAAAGACUGGUUCCAAAUCAAAUGAAACCGAAGAAGAAGAAUCUAUUCGAUUGGAAAAAUAUGCAAAAUGGUUAGAACAAGGACACCAGCCAUAA